UUGUCAGUCACUGUGUCAGCUGAAAAUUCAUCAGACAGGCAUUCGCGAAGCGCUACCAGUAUAGAGAAACUUGGUUUUCAGUCAUGUGGAAAGUUUUACUCCUCUGAAUGGAAUCUGGAAAGACAUCGCCGAGAGUCAUGCCCCGUGAAAGGAAAAGGAGCAUCGCCAGCGCGUGAGCCGGCUGAAAGCGCAGUCAAUGACGAGACAAGCGUUCAAGUUGGCCAUACACUUUUCCUUCUGUCAAGAUCUGCUCUGUCUCGUGCCUCGGCAUAUUUUGCCCAACUGUUCGCUAUGCAUGAUCCAUCUAAAGGAGAACUCCGGCUAGAACUUGAUCCCACUCAUUUUCAAUCGCUCUUGGAUGUGUACAACAACCCUAACAACCUUAAUCAAUACAACAUAGACGCCGUUGUGGUCUUGGCUAAUCGGCUCAAAUUCAGUACCGUUUUCGACAGUUGUGAAAGAUACAUCGCUGAACAGCUGCCACAGAUCUCAGUGAUGCACGCUAUACGUUUAGCAGAACAGUUGAAGCUUUCGUCUAUAAAGCAGCGGCUUUUCGACACAAUUUCAAUAGACGUUUUUAGAUCUCUGGCCUCUGACGAGCAGUACAAGAAGAUGGAUGCGGAAUUAAAGGCUGAGCUUCUUGAGAAAUGGGGAACGUUCCUCUGA
Molecule: messenger RNA, 666 nt
Organism: Cooperia oncophora
Lineage: Eukaryota; Metazoa; Nematoda; Chromadorea; Rhabditida; Trichostrongylidae
Source: the annotation of a GenBank genome assembly